CCGUGAGUGGACGCACAACUUUAUGAACUGUGUUUGCAAUAAAUAAGCGAUAAUAAUAAUUUGUUUAAAAAUAAGACAAAUAAAUAAACAAAUAUUUUUAAAAUAAAGAAGUGCUGUAUGUGUAACACCAAAAAAAAAAACAACAACACUCUGUUUAAAUCAAAUACAAGCAUAAAUGCUUUUCUACUUAAAAGUGUAAACAUUAAAAUGAAAACGAGAGUCGAACGAAAACGAAAACAGUGUGACAAUGAGUUCUUGAAGCGCGCCGACGCGGCUCGUCAUACUAAUGACGGUUAUAUUAUUGUCAUUGAACACUUUCGAUUGCAACGCAUUGCUAAGUGCUUGAUGGUGGCAAUCAUUUUGAACUUGGCCAAUUUGGUGUUAGGCAAUGUAACCAUAAAUGGCGUACCAACAUCGUCUUCGCUAAAAUAUGCGAAUGAAUCAUACGUUGGACUGACGAAGUCCGCGGUUUCGCUGGAAAAUGUUUCGCCAUUAGUGUGGUGGGAAUUUCUAGAGGAUUAUGUUUUGAGCCAAUCUAGUCCCAGUGUCCGCUCGUCAAAAGAUCUUCCAUUCAUUCCUAGCCAAAACGAUAUGUCUAUGAUGGGCCCGAAUAUGCAAGGUCCGUUAUCCUAUCAUUCUUCGGCGUACAAGCGUCCAAAUGUAUAUACUAUAACAAAACGUAUUGGUGAAGCAGUCGAGUUGGAGCCACAUAUGCGUCCACCCGUUCAAGUAGUGAAUCCACAAUUUCGACCGAUGACCAACCAAAUGAUACAACAACAACAAUUACAGGAACAACAGCAAAUGCAACAACGUCAACAACCGGGAUUUUUUCAACAACUAUUCGGGUUGGGCGGUGGUGGCAGCAGCAGCAAUAGCCAGCCAGCGCCACAACCUGUUCGACCAGUGCAUGUGCAACAACAUCACCCGCCACCCGCGAUACAACACACCGGUCCACAGCCACCAUUUCGGGCUGUAACCGAAAACGAUUUAUAUCUGUUGGGUGCCAUAGAGAAGCUCGUGUAUCGGGUCGAUUACUUGGAGAGUCGCAUACGACGCGCCGAGCAACUGAUCUACUACUUGAUGGCUGGAAAUAAUCAGAAAGAAGUACGUGAUCCUUGCCCAUCAAAUUUCACCCGCAUCAGCGAUAAUUGCUAUUACAUCAACAGCCAUCAGCAGGUGAACUGGAAGACCGCGAACUCAGCUUGCAAGGCGCUUAAUUCUCAUCUCGCUGAAUUCGAGAAGGUAUCGGAAAACGAGGAGAUAAUGGCGUAUUUACUAAAUCAGCCACAGCACCGUGGACGUGAUUAUUGGUUGGGUGGAUUGAAUCCUGGUUUACUUUGGAUUUGGUCUAAUUCAGCAAAACCAGUCAAUCCAAAUAUGAACCUCACAUCUAUCGCUAUGUCACAUGCGAACAAUACAGAGAGUAACGCGAUCGAUGUAGAUGGCGAUGAUAAGGAUGAAAAGGACGAAGAUCCGUCCGCCAACGAAACCAUACUGAACAAUACCGUCGAGAUUGAGGGUCAAGGUCGUUGCUUACGCCUCUCCUAUAAUCCAACAAAGCACAUUUACAAUUACUAUGGUCAAGAGUGCACGUCAAGGCAUUAUUAUAUUUGCGAAACCGAGGAUAAGACGCUCGAUAAUAAGAUUAAGAAGAUAACACGUGAAUUGAAGCUUUUCGAUUGACGAAAGUUGUUUGUUGUUAAGAGCGAAAGAAAACCCUUGUCAUUUUCGCGGUUUAUAAACAAAAACUUCAGCUCUUUCUCGAAUCAUUUGAACUAUACCGUUGAUUAUGAAUUUAAUUCUGAGUGUUCAAUAUCAGCAUUUUUAGUUAAUAGCAUUUUAUACUUACACCUACUAAUUUAUUCAUAACUUUACGAAAUAGGCAAUAAUUAAUUAAAAAACUAAAAGUAUUUAUCAAUCUGA
Rhagoletis zephyria (snowberry fruit fly) is the source of this 1923-nucleotide messenger RNA. RefSeq lists its product as uncharacterized. The record is from RefSeq and is a predicted model, not a curated record. NCBI's taxonomy places the organism in Eukaryota, Metazoa, Arthropoda, Insecta, Diptera, Tephritidae.